Cavenderia fasciculata is the source of this 3666-nucleotide messenger RNA. Its product is annotated as sphingosine-1-phosphate lyase. Lineage: Eukaryota; Evosea; Eumycetozoa; Acytosteliales; Cavenderiaceae. The transcript has 13 exons. The record is from RefSeq and is a predicted model, not a curated record. The coding region runs from base 1 to 3666 and encodes 1221 amino acids.
AUGAUAAUAUCGUAUUAUAUCUUCAAAACAAAGAUCUUUGUUGCACGUGAGCUUUCACCAAUCGAUGGUGAUCCACUAUUGAUCGACGUCGUGUGCUUUUUAGGGUUAGGGUUAUUUGUUUCAAUUGGAGAGUCACAACAACUAUCAUUGACGGUUACUCAAAUAGUUGUUGGUAUCACAUCGGUUAGUAUCACCUAUGUUGCACAGUGUCCUUCACCACCUGGAACUCCAGGUCUUUCACUAAACGGAAAUGCUAUCCCAUGCAAUACAGUGUCACCCAACACUCUACAAUGUAUUGGUCUGUCACCCAACUCUACAGCACAAUACGAUUUCUCGUUUAUGUGUGGUAUAGCAUUUGUACAUACUCCAAAUAAACUUUCCAUUAAAACCUAUGCUAUGCUUGGUAAUCCAAUAGCAACUGUCAUCCCUAUCAAUUCUAGAACACUUAAUCUUACAAUGUCUGUUGAUGGUGGUAAUCCUGCAUUAACAUAUUAUGAUUUUGAAAUCAAUGGUGUCCCAGUGAUAACACAUACACAAAUGACUAAUAUCAUCUUUCCAACUGAUAUUGGGCUUGGUAGUCAUCCAGUUUUAUUUACUGCCGAAUGUGAUGGAUUCUCUUUUUCAGCUGCCUCUUCUUUUAUUAUUUAUCAAGAUUUAAUAUUUGAUGUUGAAAUUAACAAGUUGGGAUCAAAUAGUGCAACUGCUUAUUUAAAUAAUAUAUCUGGAAAUGAUUCUCAAACUACUAUAACAUAUUAUCUCAAUGAUAAUGCCAUUCAAAAUUGUACGGGGGUAGUGGUUGGUGUUAAUUGUAAUUUAACAAAUCUUACACCUGAUACAUUGCAUACACUCAAGGUAUACGGUGUAAAUGGUAACCAUGUUGCCAAUACAACCCAUCUCAACUUUACAACUGAUCCAGCAUUGGAAAUUAUAACUCUUGAAGGAUAUCAAACGGAUAAUUCACAGUUUAUCGUAGAGUAUACUGCUACUGGUGGUACUGAAACACCACUCUUUACAGUCUAUGUAAAUGGUACUGUCUAUUGCGAAGAGGAAUAUAGUGAUUAUUGUAAUAUUCCACUCACAGAAGAAUCAUUAAUCUCUCAACACACUAUUCUAUUAAAAGCAACUUCAUCACCAGACUCUAAAGAUGAUCAAACAUUUACCUAUAAUACUUGGAGAUCACCAAAGAUAUUAAAUAUUACAGGAGUAGUAAAUGAUAAAGGUCAAAUUGUAUUGGAAUGGGAAAGUGUUUAUGGUAAUCCAAAUGAACCAUUCAAAUAUACUGCAUUACUUACAAAUGAUAUUAACGAACCAUAUGAUGUUAUUUGUGACAAGAUCGAUGAAAAGAUAUGUACAUCCAACUCGACUGGUAAUAUUCAAAAUAUUAUCAUUAUAACAUCCAACGACAAUUUCGAUCAAACUGAAAAUCAAGCUAUCUUCAAUUUUACAUUAUGUGCAUCUACUGAAACACCAACAGGACCACUCUGUUCAGGUCAUGGUAUUUGUGGUAAUGGUACUUUGGGUUGUACUUGUAAUCAAAAUUACAAUGGUACAUUAUGUCAAACUAAAAUUGGACCAUCUACCACUGGAUCAUCAUCAAGUGAAGUUCCAGUAAGUUCAUCAUUCUCUAUUAUCUAUGGAUCAUCAUCUUCAUCCUCUUUCUUUUAUUUUUUAGGGUUAGGGUUAUUUGUUUCACCUUCACAAUCACAAACCCCGUCAAUUACAGUUACCAAUAUCGUAGCUGGUAUGACUGCAGUCAACAUAACCUAUGAAACAGUGUGUCUUACAGUGCCAGUACUCCUUCCCAGAAUUUGGCUCACCGAAGAAAUCAUUUGUUCGUCAGUUUCUCCCAACACUGUACUAUGUCCUGGACUCACACCAAACACAAAUGGACUAUACUAUUUCUACUUUCAAUGCGGUCAAGUAAAUGUAAAUACCACAAAUCAAAUUGAAAUUUCAACCUUUCCAACAUUUUCAAAUCCAAUAAUACAAGUCAAACAAAUUACCUCUAAAUCAAUCAAUAUUAUGUGGUCAGUUGUUGGUGGAAAUCCUGCAUUGACAGUUGUAGACAUUCAAUUAGAUAAUAUACCAGUUGUAAUAGGUACACAAGAUACUGAUUUCAACCUUGACAUAAAUGUUGGUCUUGGAUACCACAUGUUGUUAGUCACAUUCUAUUCUGGUGAUGGAAAUCCAAUUUCAGCUGUUCACAAUUUUAUUAUAUUACAAGAUUUAACAUAUGAUAUUGUAAUUGGAAAUUUGGGAUCAAAUAGUGCAAAUGUUAAAUUGGCCAAUGUUGCUGGAAAUGAUGCUCAAACUGUUAUAACAUACUAUAUCGACGAUGUUGCCGUUGUGGGUUGUAUAGGAUUAACUCUUAGUCUAAAAUGUAAUUUAACAAAUCUUGCACCUGAUACGGAACAUACACUCAAGGUAUACGGUGUAAAUGGUAAUCUAAUUUCCAAUACAACCUAUCUCAACUUUACAACUGAUCCUGCAUUGGAAAUUACAUCUCUUGAAGGAUUCCAAUCAGAUAAUUCAGAGUUUACUCUUGAUUAUGCUGCUACUGGUGGUACUGACAUAAUACUCUUUACAGUCUAUGUUAAUGGUACUGUCUAUUGCGAAGAGGAUUAUGGUGAUUAUUGUACAAUUCCACUCACAGAAGAAUCAUUAAUCUCUCAACACACUAUUCUAUUAAAAGCAACUUCAUCACCAGACUCUAAAGAUGAUCAAACUUUGACUUUUAAUACUUGGAGAGGUAUAAUGAGUAAAUUAUUAGAAUAUGCAAAUCAUUGCUUAGAAUCAUAUCAACCAACUACAAUUGUAGCUGCUACUGCAGGUAUUACUGCUGCCUCUGUUUUACUUUUUAACAGUAUUUCUGAUCAAGAUUUUAGAAAACAAAUGAGAAAUAAAGUAUUUAGUACAUUAAGAAGUGCACCAGGUGUAAAGGAAAAAGUAAAGGAAGAGAGAAAGAAAAUCAAAGAUCAUCUAAAGGAACAAUUCCAAACCAAUCCAAAGCACUCUCACUACACUUUGCCAUUGAAUGGUAUCAAGCAUGAUGACAUUCUCGAAUUUAUGGACGAGUUGAUGAAAAUAGAUGAGAGCAAGUGGAAAGACAGCAAGGUCAGUGGUUGUGUCUAUCUCGGUGAACAAGAACACUCGAACCUUUUGAACAAGACCUAUGCACCAAAGAUAUUAAAUAUUACAGGAGUAGUAAAUGAUAAAGGUCAAAUUGUAUUGGGAUGGGAAAGUGUUUAUGGUAAUCCAAAUGAACCAUUCAAAUAUACUGCAUUACUUACAAAUGAUAUUAACGAACCAUAUGAUGUUAUUUGUGACAAGAUCGAUGAAAAGAUAUGUACAUCCAACUUGACUGGUAAUAUUCAAAAUAUUAUCAUUAUAACAGCCAAUGACAAUUUCGAUCAAACUGAAAACCAAGCUAAAUUCGAUUUUACAUUAUGUGCAUCUACUGAAACACCAACAGGACCACUCUGUUCAGGUCAUGGUAUUUGUGGUAAUGGUACUUUGGGUUGUACUUGUAAUUCAAAUUACAAUGGUACAUUAUGUCAAACUAAAAUUGAACCAUCAUCAUCAAGCGAGGUUAGUUCAUCAUUCUCUAUUAUCUAUGGAUCAUCAUCGUCAUACACUUUCAACUCUUUGUUCUAUUACUAUCUUUGA